AUGACGGAAAACAAUUUCUCCGCGCCUCCAGUUCUCCCAGCUACUCGUCUGCACAGCCCUACAAACAGCCUUACAAUUCUGGAACCGCUCAGCAGACGGGGUUCUGGACCAGGAUUAAUCAUCCUCGUGCCCGAGACUGGCAAAGCCACCAGUAAUACCCUGCGGAUCGACGGAUGUGUGCCGUCUCCAUUGAUGAAAUGGGCAGAAGAGGGCUACACUGUCGCUGAGAUCACAGAGGCCGGGCUAGCCAACCCUGGUGAAGCUCUGAGUCUGGCGCUAAAGGAGCUCGAAGCUACGAAGUCUACUGAGCCCAAGAACGUCGUUGGUGUCAUAGCAUACUCGACGCCGCUUUGGAACCAAGUAGCUCCGCAUGUGGACUCAUUUCCCCAGAUCUCAGGUGCUGUCAUUUUUGGUGAUCUUGGGGAUAAUGAUAUUUCUUCAAUUGCGUCCUCAAAGGUCCCACAGCUACAUCAUCUUGCUGGGAAGGCCUCCAAACGCUUGCAACGUACUAAGGCGGUAACAGCUUACAGCUACCCGGAAGCAACAUCGUAUUUGUUUGGCACUCCCUUCAGCAAAGACUUCAGCUACAACAUGGAAUCUGUUUCUCACAGCCGAAGUCUUAGCUUCUUGAAGCCUCUUAUGAACGGGCCAUACUUUGAUCUAGAAGUUAUCUGGGACGAACAUACAUAUUGGGAGUUCGAAAACCGCUCCGUGGAAAACACCAUGAGCACCAUGGUACAAGAGCCAUACGUCAAUCAUGUGCCUACGAUGACAGGUGGGAUUGGCCGUGAGAAGCUGACUGCCUUCUACCGCGACCACUUCAUUUUCCAGAAUCCUCCAGAUACAGAAACCUACCUCAUUAGCAGAUCUCUCGGCAUUGAUCGAGUCAUCGACGAGUUUCUUUUUAUAUGCACUCACCAUUCCCAGAUUGACUGGCUUGCACCAGGGAUCCCUCCCACGGGGCGAAAGCUUGAAGUACCAUUCACUGCUGUUGUCAACAUCCGUGGAGACCGGCUUUAUCAUGAACACAUUGGCUGGGACCAGGGAACAGUGCUAGCGCAGUUGGGUUUGAUGCCUUCUUACCUGCCAUAUCCUCAUCAACUACCCAAUUCGCAGGGUCAAGAGAAAUUGGAAUACCGCGUCCCAGUCGCUGGUGUGGAGACUGCUAACAAGAUGAGGGAUAAAGAGGCUGUAGAGUCGAAUGAGAUGUUUGCAUUUGGUCUUCGCAAAGUCUGA
Fusarium tjaetaba is the source of this 1236-nucleotide messenger RNA. Its product is annotated as carboxymethylenebutenolidase. The transcript is spliced from 4 exons. Lineage: Eukaryota; Fungi; Ascomycota; Sordariomycetes; Hypocreales; Nectriaceae. The record is from RefSeq and is a predicted model, not a curated record. The coding region runs from base 1 to 1236 and encodes 411 amino acids. Gene Ontology annotation, biological process: polyketide metabolic process.